Gallus gallus (chicken) is the source of this 1669-nucleotide messenger RNA. RefSeq names its product dynein axonemal assembly factor 4 (gene DNAAF4). The coding region runs from base 17 to 1225 and encodes 402 amino acids. Gene Ontology annotation, molecular function: nuclear estrogen receptor binding. NCBI's taxonomy places the organism in Eukaryota, Metazoa, Chordata, Aves, Galliformes, Phasianidae. The transcript is spliced from 9 exons. The record is from RefSeq and is a predicted model, not a curated record. Gene Ontology annotation, biological process: heart development; inner dynein arm assembly; cilium movement.
ACCAACGGCCGGCGCCAUGCCGCUGUGGCUGCGGGAGUACAGCUGGCGUCAGAGCGGCGCCGCCGUGUACCUCUCGCUGCCCGUGCGCGGCCUGAGGGUCACCGCCGCCAACAUCUUCUGCACCGAGCGGUACCUGAAGGUAAGCGUCCCUCCCUUUUUAUUCGAAGCUGUUCUGUAUGCUCCUAUUGAUGAGACAAAUAGCACAGCAAAGAUCGGCAAUGGAGUCGUUUUCUUCACUCUGUAUAAAAAAGAAGCGGCCAUGUGGGAGUCCCUGGCUGUAGCAAAUGUUAACAAGGAAGAACUGCAACAUCUAAGAGAGAAUGCUGUUCUGAAAGCACACGAAAAGGCAAAAGAGGAGACAGAAGCAAAAAAAGUUACAAAACAGGAACAUAAGAAGUAUGCUUUGGAGGCUACAAUGAAGCUAGAAGAAGCAGAAAGAAAAAGAAUUGAAGAUCUGAAAGAACAGGAGAGACAGAAAGUCACUAAGGAGUUGGAGCUAUGGAGAAGUCAGCAAAAUGAUGUUGAGAAACAAAAGAGGGUACAAAAGAAUGGGGAACUACAUGAAGAAGUAGAGCAACUAAAGGAGAAGAAAAGAGAAAAAAUAAACAAAACCAGAAUUCCUCAUGAAGAAAUUUCUAAGACCAAACUCAAAGAUACAAAAGGUCGUGGUUCCUCUAGUAUCUUUUCAGAGAAUUUAAAAGAAGAGCAGUUACCAGCUCCUCGAUCUGCUGGUACUAUUAAAAUCAACUUCACAUCACGAGUUUUUCCUACAGCUCUACGAGAGUCUCGUGUAGCAGAAGAGGAAGAGUGGCUACAAAAACAGGCAGAAGCUCGAAGGACAAUAAGUGCUGAUUUGUCUGAGCUGGAAGAUUUGAAAGAAGAGGAGAAGAAUCCAGACUGGUUAAAGGACAAGGGAAACAAAAUGUUUGCAACAGGAGACUAUCUUGCAGCUGUAAAUGCAUAUAACCUUGCAGUCCGGCUAAACAAUAAGCUUCCACUACUGUACUUGAAUCGUGCUGCUUGCCAUCUUAAGCUGAGAAAUUUACACAAAGCCAUUGAAGAUUCCUCUAAGGCACUAGAAUUGCUAACACCACCUGUUCCUGAUAAUGAGAAUGCUCGAGUAAAAGCAUAUGUGAGACGUGGCACAGCCUUUUGUCAGCUGGAACUGUAUGCUGAAGGAAGGACAAUUUACUGGCUAAUUGCAGUUCCACUUGGUUUUUUUUAAGUCUUCACUGAAGUAGUCAGAAAAUUUGAUCAUACUUCUAAUUUAGGGAGUAUACAUUAGUUGCUUUUAGGAAAAGGCUUUAGUGAGUUGUGUAUCAUCCUCCCUUUGGUCCGUUGGGUAGUCAGUCUUUCUGUGCAUUGCAGCCAACUCUUGGCUGUAGCAAGCUGCUGGCCAUGGAGGGUAUUAGUGUGGAGUGAAAUGAGAGGUCAGAGGUGAGAUUUUUGAAUUAGGAAGCAUUCAAAUGUGGGAGGCAAGCUGAUGUGAAACUGGGUUGCAGUAGUUCAGCUGUUCAUGAGACAACAUUAUACUGAUUUUGAGAUUAUACCAUUAGCAACUAUAGAAGACUUUAACUUAACCUGAAAUAUUUCUAAAAUACUUGUUUGUGAACUUUGUAGUAACAUGUCUUCGUAAAACUGUAUAUGAAAUCCAUGUUGACCAAAAUGA